AGAACGAACAUGAUCACACAACUCGGUUAGGGUUCGGGGGAAGAAAUUAGGGUUGGAUUCAUAUACAGGGUUCAUGGCUCGGUGUGCAGUUUCUAUGAUUAGGCGAAUCUAUGGAGGAUUUUCAUGGACGAUUCGAAUUACGGAAUGUGGAAGCUGGAUCACGAAGAAAAAUCGUUGUGAGGACAGCAUCUAAUCAAAGUAGCCUGCGCGAUCUCUCACUUUGGGACCAAUGUGCCGGUGAAUUUUUGAAAUCUUGGUAUGUCUUCUUGGCAGUGGGAGAAUGCCACAGCAGGAGCUGUGGCAGGAUUUGCCACAGUCGUUUCGCUACACCCUCUAGACAUCGUCCGAACUCGAUUCCAAGUGAACGAUGGGCGUAACGCCUCAAUACCCAGCUACAAAAGUACUAUUCAUGCUUUGUCAACCAUUGGAAGAAUAGAGGGGUUGAGAGGGCUGUAUGCUGGGUUGACACCUGCACUGAUCGGGUCAAGCGUUUCUUGGGGAGCAUACUUUUUAUUCUACAGCAAUGCGAAAGCUAGAUACCAAGGAAUGGUAAAUGGCGAGUUAGGACCUGUCCUUCAUCUUAUCUCAGCCGUUGAAGCUGGUUCGCUAGUCUGUCUUGUUACAAACCCCCUGUGGCUAGUGAAGACACGGUUGCAGCUUCAGGCUCCGGGACAUGGAACUCAGAAACCUUACACAGGUGUUGCAGAUGCAUUACGGAGCAUUGUUAGGGAGGAAGGAUUGCGAGGUCUCUACAAAGGUCUUGGGCCAGGUCUACUUUUGGUCUCGCACGGAGCCCUGCAGUUCAUGGCUUAUGAAGAGAUGCAAAAGUUCCUUCUGGCCUCCCGCUCCAAACGUGUUCCAGAUCAUGAUUCUGACGGAGCAGCUCCGAAAUUGGCAUCUGUGGAUUUUGCAGUUUUGGGUGCUGCAUCGAAGAUCUUUGCACUUUUCUGCACCUACCCUUACUCAGUAGUACGAUCUCGGAUACAACAGAGACCGGACGACAAGGGCGUGGCCAGUUAUGUCGGUGGAUGGCAAGCUUUGAAGAAAACCUUCAGGUAUGAGGGUGUACGGGGCCUGUACAAAGGACUUUCACCAGCCUUGAUUAGAACGGUUCCUUCAUCAUCCAUCACUUUUGUGGUGUACGAAUCGGUUUUGAAGUUUCUGAAAUAACUUGUCACUACUUUUUGGGAACUGUAUAGAGCGGCCGGAGUUGAAAAAUCCCUUGGCGGUCGAAUCAGGAAUAAUUUUAUGUAAAUUUGAGAAGUCUUUACUCGCAGUUUCUAAGACCGCUGUUUGGAAGGGGUUCACAAGGAAAUGGAUGCGCAUUAUUCAUUUGAAGACUCUACAGAUAAUCUCUAUUCAAUUUUUUCCGAGGAAAGGUAUCCCCUUAAAAAUAUUGCAGACUUCGGGUUUAAUCGCCGAGGAUUAGUAUGAAACGUAGUUUCAAUUCAGAGCAGGACGGGAAGAUUUUGGGCACUUCGAAAUUUGAGACCUGGGAAAACAUGAUCUGAUCGAAUUAUUCUUUGGGCUGUAUAGGAUUCAUAUGAUGACCUUUGAUAGGCAAUUUCUGCUUUAUGGCCUGUAGAACUUAGUUGUUUUAGCUCCAGCUACGAAUGUGUAUAAUUUAUUUGACUCAGCUGAGUUGCCUGCAGUUACUCAAACUCGGACAGCGUGCUUUCGCAACGCGCGGUGCAUUGGAUACUCAAGCCUUUUUUCUGAGUACCUUUUGCGGAGUGAAUAUGACGUGAAUGUGCAAGUUUGGUCUCAAUGAUGAUUUGUGUUACAAGGAUUGACAGUCAAAUUAAAUCAAUGCUUGAAGGUGUUUGAAAGUGUUCUCUACUGUAGGCCGUCAUUAGUCGUCGUUGUCCCGAUUCAUUGGUUAAUACUUCUUCCAAUUUACGCAGGAGUAAAUCUGGUACAUUUGAGGAUUUGUAUGUUGCAGGCUACUCAAAAUGUGAGGUAGAAACAAUUCCAGCACGCUUGAAACGUUUUACAUUUCUGGCGGUGGUGAGAUGAUUCGCAGCCCGUGGUUCGUUCCCUUCUUUUUGUGCAUGGGUCGUAAUCUGCAGGUUGGAGGGAAACGACUAUGUCCAGGGUGAAGAUCGACUGUUUUGUAAUUCGUCCAAAGAGACAACUGGACGUAAGUCUACGGUAAUAAUGAUUACCAGCAACUUAUGAGUUACAGGCAUUGCAGGACGAAUGAGCCACACGAUUGUGAUGAUAAUUAAUGCAAGUCUUCUCUUCAAAAGUCGGCUAGAGCCGUAAACCCCGGAGCUUCUUCACUGAAAGUGGUGGCUCCCGCUCGCAAUUCCGGCUGAACUCAACAAACUGUGCGAGUGACACGACACGAAUUUUUGCUUAACCGAGCUCUCUCUAAACUCUGAGAGUAGUCGCAUGUUGCAGUUCUGCACCUUU
Messenger RNA from Marchantia polymorpha subsp. ruderalis, 2415 nucleotides. NCBI's taxonomy places the organism in Eukaryota, Viridiplantae, Streptophyta, Marchantiopsida, Marchantiales, Marchantiaceae. The record is from the annotation of a GenBank genome assembly.